Molecule: messenger RNA, 1902 nt
Organism: Phytophthora sojae
Lineage: Eukaryota; Oomycota; Peronosporomycetes; Peronosporales; Peronosporaceae
Exons: 2
Coding region: 1-1902 (633 amino acids)
Molecular function (GO): phosphatidylinositol binding; protein binding; cysteine-type deubiquitinase activity
Source: RefSeq, a predicted model, not a curated record
AUGGCUGUUUUAUCGGUGGCAAAGGUGAAGGAGGCGACGGCGCGCGCGUUCGACGAGCUGCAGCUGCCAGUGGGGGCGUCGGAGGAGCAGGUCGUGUCGCGCUUUCGAGUUAUCUGCCUGAACCGAGUGCUCUGCUCUCCGGCGGAAGACGAGCGCUUCCAGCGCCAAGCAGUGGCGUAUCGGUUCCUGUGCUCGUUGCCGCUGCUGCCGGGUGUUGAGUAUCGAGCUGAGCACUUGCUGCCGACAUUGCGUUCACUGGACCCUCAAGGCCACAGCAACGAGGCGAAUGAACGCGCGAGCGCCAUGCUGGACGUGAGCAUUGCGUCCAUGGAGCGCGCGCAGCAAGCGGGUCGACUACCGUACACGAACUUCGUGCUGAGAGUGCACUACUGUCUCCGUCGCCACGUGGUUCGUCGCCGGUACAGUGAGUUCCUAGCGCUGCACUCUUUACUCGAGACCACACUACCGGUUCUACCACAAUUACCCGAGCGCAACUGGGUGUACACUCUGAAGAUGCCGCCGGCCGAGCGCGCGCGCAGACUGGCGAGCUACUUGCAGCGUAUAACGACGCUGUUAGCUACGCGCGGAGUCUUCUCCCUCGAAGUCAUGGCGUUUCUCGAGAUUGACGUGGCGCGCGUCCGCGCUGAAGAAGAGGCUCUAGCUGUGGACAUCCUGGCGCGAUCCAGCAGAAGCGGAGGUGACAACAUCUUCUUCAUUGUUCACUCUAGCUGGAUCUUCUCCUGGAAGCGCUUUGUCAUGACGCACACGCUACCGCCCGGACCAAUCUCGAACCAAAACCUGCUGGAGAUGGCAACACCUGAGUCAGUUUCUCGCCGCCCCAAGGAGGGAUUGGUUGCCGCGCAGCAUUAUCGCUGUGUGAACGGGAGUACGUGGAGAUUCUGGCACCUCAUCUACGGCGGAGGACCUCCGAUUCGCCGUCAAACGCCGUCCAUCUACGGCCACCCCGCGUGUGAUCUCACUACGUUAGCCGUUCUCGUUCAGCGUCUUGUACGCGGGUUUCUGGCCAGGAGAACGAUGCACCGCGCCCGGAUCCAACAGACGCUGGAAGACCCCGCGGCGUGCCAAACGGUAGCAGCCAAGGCAAGACAUCGCACCCUGGAGGCUCGACUCGACAUCGUGCGGCAGUACGUCGAGGUGCGCGAGUUCCAGACGCGUCACGUUGCCGCCCUCAAGAUCCAGCGCGCGUUUCGAGUCUUCCUGCUGCGGUCCGAGCACGCGUUGCUGCUGGCUGAAUCCGCCGUGCCUGACAGCGCUACCACGCAAGGACUGCAGCAGAUCUGCGACGACCGACUAGCACUGGAGGAACUGGCCUUGGUGGAGGAUCCUGCUCUGAGACUGGCACAUUUUCUAGCGACGAUGCUGGCCGGAGUGCCGCUGCGGAAGCUGCGCGCGAGGAAAAAAGUACCAGCCUGGCGACUCUUUCGCUUGGACCCGAUCGCGUCGGAGUUGCGUUGGAGCUCGACGGAUUCCACGAAGACCAACGCGAUGCCCUUCGCUGACGUGGAGAAACUCACGACGGAGGCGCCUCUGGCUAAGAAGAAGCUGAGUUUUGUGCGGCGCAUGAGUUUCUCGGUUGGGUCUGACGACGGAGCAGCGCUGCGAGAGAUAGUAUCCGACACCUCCCAUGCCGUAGUCGCGACGUAUCGAGAGGGAGGAGUCAAGCGGGAGCUGAUGCUCAUUUGCGAGGGGCCUGGAGAGAUGGAGGUGCUGUACUUCGGACUGAGCGCUCUGGUCUCGGAGGCCUCGUCACGGACAGCGAACGGCGCGACGUUUGUCGAUGGCCACGGAAUUAUUCGCAAGCGCGUGCCACACGCCAAGAAGCUCCUGCGAGACGCUCACGUGCUUCUGGAACAACACCGUGAAGAAUCUCAAGAAAGCUAA